AAGCUCAGCAAGAUGGUUUAGAAUUUUAUGAAUCUGAAAACGGUGUGAUACUUUGCCCAGGGAAUCCUUACGGAUUUUUGGAACCCAAAUAUUUCUUGAAGGUUUCGUCUUCGGAUGGUCGUAAACUAUUUCCGUAAUGGCUAAACACUGUGAAGUUUGCCAGAUUGAUCUUGCCGACGAUUAUGCAUAUCAAGGUCAUAUAACUGGUAAAAAACAUGCAAAGAAUUUGCAAUUCUUAGAGUUCAAAAAAGCCAUCGAAGAAAGAUCGAUUUUUGUUUCUAAUUGGCCACCACAUUUCACUAGUCAGCAAUUAAUUGAAUUUUUUCUUAAAUAUGGAUUCAUCGAAAGUCACAAGUGUCAACGCGAUUAUGCGCUGAUACAAUUUGCAGAAAGAGAAACCGUUAAAUCUCUUAUGAGUCGUCCAGUUUUCAUCAACAAUUACAAAUUACGUAUUGAGCCAAGGAAAUUUCAUCAAAAUGAAAGAACACCAGUCACUCAAGCUUCAAGUACACUUUCAUAUGAAGAUUUGAGGGGCAUUUUCGAAACUGAAACUACAUUUGAUAGUCAGUUGAUUGCAUUUUUAAAUGCGAUCCAACCCAGCGAUGUUGUAGUUGAAGCAAACUCUGGUUCUGUUUGUGCUAGUUUGAAUCAAAUAUUCAAGACAAAGUUUCGUAAUUGUAAGGUACAAAGGUUUGGAUCAACUGUUACUGGUCUGAGCUUCAUCGAAAGUGACCUUGAUGUUUACAUUGAUAUAGGUGUACCGAUAAUUGAAUCAGAAGAUGAUUCACAGCCUAGUGAAUGGACUCCUAAGAAAGUUUUCAGAAUGGCAAAAUCGCUUUUAUUUAGGCGGAAAAAUAUUUUUACUGAUAUUGUUUUAAUACCAACUGCAAAAACGCCAAUUAUUAAAUUCCGUCAUGCUCCUACUAAAAUUUUUUGCGAUAUUAACUUUAAGAACAGUCUAGGUGUGUGCAAUAGCCACUUAAUAAAGUAUUAUCUAUCGCUUGACGUAAGACUAAAACCUCUGAUGGUAAUCAUCAAAUUCUGGGCACAGCUAUUUGGAAUAGCUGGCGUGGGAAAAAUCUCAAACUAUGCAUUGACCAUGCUAGUUAUUUUCUUUUUACAACAACCGGAAAGAGCCAUAGUACCUACAGUUGUGGAACUGCAGUCGAGUUGCACACCCGAAUUUGUCCAAGGGUGGCAAGUGAAUUAUGACGAAAACAUAAAACUACAGAAUACUAAAAACGAACAUAGUAUUCCAAGUCUAUUGUAUGAAUUUUUUGAUUUUUACGCUGGACUUGACCUUGGUUCAAAAGUACUUUGCCCGUUGGAUGGCAAAGCACAUCCGAAAACGGUUUUCACGAGCACUGAAGAGUUAUCUAAUACCAUGUUUAGGUACAGGGAGUACAUUCGUGAAACGCAAAACCCUCUGUUGCUGCAAAUAGAUAAACCGAUGUGUUUACAAGAUCCAUUUGAAUUGAAUCACAAUGUGACCUCUAGAGUAGGUGGUCGAACGGUAGCUUUCUUCCAGCAACACUGCAUAACUUCGCGAGAAGUUUGUAAAGAAGCGCAAGAAAAUGAUUAUAAAACUUUGUUUUCCAUAUUGUUUACGAGAGAAACAAAGAUGGAUAAACAGACAAAGUUUAAAAUAUUCAUUAGAGGUGAGCAGUUUUUGAAAGUUGGAUUACCGCAAAACACUGUUCUUCAACCAAAUAUAAUCUAUAGGGGACAUUUCACAAUAAAUGAUUGGUAUGACACUGUUUUGAAUCUCACAAAAGAAACUUUUGAAAAAGUCUUAAAGUUCAAAGUAAAACUCGAAUCGGUGGAUAGGGAAGUGAAACAACAAAAAUGUGAAGUAGAGUCAGACGUACAUUCAAAGGACAAAACAAAAACUGUUCUCGAGUGUUUGGGUUACUUCAAACUGUGGCAUGGUCGUAAAAAUAAAAAACCUAUACUUGAUCCAGCAAUGAGCGCCCUGGAUAAAGAAGCUAGUAUAUCUGACAAGAUAAUGGAAGAGCUGACAAAGACUCCGGCAUCGAGUGUUCCAAUCAUAAGUUUCACAUGUAUAUUUGAGAAGCUCCAAAAGCCCGUUGCUGUAGAGUUGAUCAUUAAGAACAAUAAUUCUGUAAAAAAUACGUUCAAAGAAUUCUCGGAUUACAUCAACAGCAAACUCCCUCAGAUUGUUGACAAGACAUUGUCACACAUGUUGCAGUACAAGAAAAAGGAACAGACAUCUCAAUCGUCGUGCAAAUUUGUACCAUCUAGCGUGGUUGGCACAUAUGGCUUGAUAGAAGUGUGUAUGCUUUAUGUGGCCCAAACUUGUUCAAUUGAUAUGGUUUGUGUCAAUUUAUCAUUCUAUGAGUAUAACAGUUUUGGGAAGAUCAAGGAUCCAUUAGACUCUGGUUAUCAAUUAUUAUUAAGUGAUCUAGUCAGUGAGAAGGUAACUUUCCAUCACUUAAGUUAUAGUCCACGAUUAUCACUUCCUACUAACGAAUCAAAUGUAUCAACAAAGUUAAAUACAAUGGGUGACACGAAAACUGAGAACUCAGAAAACCCGGAAUCAACCUCUGGCGGUUUAGAGAAAGAAGAAUCUGCAAAGACGGGGACUGAUACGAAGAGCGAAACGUUGGAGCCGCGGAACGCGAAAGAAGAAGCUGAUGAUGUCUUGACUAAGAAUCCUUCGGAGCUUACGCGGCCAAAGACGAACGACGACGUCCAGCGUGCAAUAGAAGGAUUGAAGGAUAUACCGGACGAAGAAUUACAAGAGUUUUUGGAUGACGAAGACUUUAUGGAAGGGUUAGACGUCGUAGACGCCUGGGAAGGUGAAGAAGAGAAACGCCAUGAAAAGAAACCGAAAAGUCGUAGCAGAGAGAGGGAGCGAAGACGAAUCUCUAGGGAUCGCAACCGUUUUCGAGAUCACCGAAGUCCAAACAACCGAGAGAGGCUCAGACGUGAGGAUCGCAAACGAGAUGAAAAUCGUCGAGAUCCAAACAAAAGUACCAAAGAUAUUGAGCGUGAUAAAAUGCGCACGCAACGAGACUGUGAAAGUAAAAUCCAAGCUGAAAAGAACAAAGCAAUCAAGACUCUACUAGAUUCGGACAAUGUUGUGCCCCCCGGGACGGAACUGGAAGCCAUUGAAACUAUCACCGAGAAGCAGAACGUGGACAAAGUGGGAAUUUCAAAAAGCCGUCGAAGCAGAGAAAAAAGAACCAGAGGAAGUCCUGCCCGACGACGCAGUGAUGACAAGAGUAGAAACAGUCCUCAUCGUCGCUGGAGCCCCAUUGUUAUCAGUCCGGAGCGUCGCAGAAGCCAGAUUAAAUUAAGUCCACCAUCUCGCAGAAGUCCUGUUAGAUUAAGUCCUCUGUCUCGCAGAAGCCCUCAUAAGCUAAGCCCCUUAGUUCUGAGCCCCGAAAGACCCAGGAGCCUGCUUAGAUUAAGCCCUACUCAUCCACGAAGACCGAGUUGGGAGCGCAAAACUAGUGCAGAGGAGAGACGGCGUAGCGCUGAUCGACACAGAAGACGCCAAGAAGUUCGUGAACGUGAUUACAAGCCUUCAAGUCGUCGAAGUCGUUCACGAGAGCGACACAGAAGCCGAAGUCCAGAUCGUCAUCGAAGAAGGUACAGCCGUUCUCCAGGAGAUAGGCGAGGUAGUCCACGAUGGCGUAGCAGAAGCGGUAGCAGAGGAAGAUCUCCACACAGGCGUACACGGAAACGAUCUCCAUUCAUCAAUGAAAUAAGAAGACAAUUUCGAAAUGAAACCACCCGACAACAGCAGCAACAGCAACCACCAUCUGCAAAUCUCGGAUACAUGAUUCCACCAUUGAUGUCUGGGAUGCCACCAAUGGGUAACCCCAUUUACCCUCACGAGCAGGAGCAGCACCCACCUUUCAUGUCACAUCAUCCAUCAGGACCACAGGGAUUAAUGAUGACUGGUCCGCCGCAAGGGUUCAUAAACUUUGACCCAGUUCAUCCGCAUAUGACUCCACCCAUCAACUACGAUCCAACUGUGGCGCAGCCUAUGAUUCAAUCUGAAUUUUCUUCUGGACCUGUGAUGUAUGGACAACAUGCUUCAACCCCUGUUCAACCACCACUAUUACCUCUGCCAGUACCUUCACCUCAACCUGUACCAGCCCCUGGUCCGAUCAUGGAACAAGGAUCUCUUAUGUAUAAUCAGCUACAUCACCUGGCACCCUUUGUGCCGAUCCCAGGGAAACAGCAGACUAAUCUGAGCAGCAGACGUUCGAUUUCCCCUCAGGCUAGAUCGGUUCGAUCUAACACACCUCGGAGCUACAGGGGAAUGCGAAGGUCCACUACUCCCUAUAAUGAUGUACAUUCAUCACACGAGGAAAGAUUAAAAACACCUGAGCCGCCGGUUAUAUCGGACACCAAAGCCUCCUUCGGAAAGACUAGUUUAUCCAGCCUGUUGGAAGCUUCUGUUUCUGCCAAAGAUUCGCUUGGGCCAACGGUCCUUUAUCCAGGAUUCAAGCCAGAAAUACUACGACAUUGCGAACAUGCUCUCCGGGACCUGCCUGUCGAGGAUCCCAGAUUGAAGAUGAAGGGUAGAUUUUUUUUCAACCCUCAAAAAGAAGAUACUCCUAGUGAAAGUGAAGAGCGAUCAUCAAAUUCGAUAUUGCUGAAGAAAGGAAAAAAUAAAAUAUACUGGGACGAGGAGGAAGAGCGUCAUUCGCAAAUAACUGUGAAAUCUGGUGUUCAUGUGCAUCAAAAAAUAUGUCAGACAGACGAGGUUCAAACUGAACAAAAAGAAGUCCAAGCAACAGUGAUCACUGCAGAGUUUGGAGUUCAAGUAAAUCUAAAUGAUUUACAGCAACCUGUUAAAGAAGAAAAAAGACCAAUCAUGGAUAGGCUUGACUGGAAUAUGCGAGAAACUUUCGAUUAUACCCCGAAACCGCGAGAAGCCGAUGAUCUAAGAUGGAGCCUGAGUAACUCUUCUCAAAAGCGUCCGUGGGGCAGAGCAGUAUCACCACCCAGAGAGCCCGAAGACCGAAGCUUCAACAGAGAACGUACAUUGCCUGAUUUUCCUAGCAGAACCUUGACACUUUGUACACCAGCGAGAAGCCGGGAAGAAUUUUCAUCACACCGUGGGCCAAUACUACGUGAUCAUUUCAUUCGUGACCCAUUACCACCUAGUUAUAGACAAAAUGUGGAUGAUCACGAUGAACAUUUUCAUGAUAAUAGAAGCGAUCGUAGCCGUGGAGAAAGCCCGAUGGUAAUUGAUGACUCUCCAGAAGAAAUUGAAGAAGAACCGGAAGUAUUUCCUAGAACUAGCGAGCGAAUCGUACUUGCUAAAAUUCCACGUGGGCAGUCAAUUCCUGUUUUCAAAGGACGUGGAGGGCCAAGAGGAGGAAGACCAUUUCGCAGUGGAAGAGGUGGCUAUCGAGACAAAUUCUAAGAAGCAACAAAUUGCAUCAACUGGGAUCUCCUUUACCUGAACAAGUCGCAACAACUAGUCUCAUUUUCCUUCAAACAUUAUGUGAGAUCAUUUGAUCACCCGAGACUGUGCCAAGCCUCAAUGUGCAGUGAAUUAAAUGAACUUCACUAACAAUAAACGUGAGGCGAUGACCAAUCGCAGUAAAAACAAUAAUUAUCAACAGUUUCCUGAAUUAAGGAGAAUAACUGGAUGUAUACAAUUUGUUUUCUUAUUACAGUUUUCUUAUUACAGUGAGCUUGAACAAAGAAAUUCUAUGACACUGAGCGUCGAAACCAUCUGAAUUAAACAUUUGGUGAUACAUUCAAAGUGUCAACAGGCUUUGAAUGAAUAUGAAAUAUGGCGCAAAUACUUUAUAUAUAUAUAAGUGAUAAUAUGUAUAAAACUUUUUUCGUUAAAUGUGUAAAAUACCAUGUAGUUUCAAUAUUCGUUUAAACAAUGCCAUGGCUUUUUUCUUACUUCGUUUUUUUUUUUUUUUUGUUCUGUACUUUUUCUUUUUUUAUUGAUUGAAAUUAUACUAAAAUAUCCAUUUAUAAUGGGCAGUGAGCAAGAUGUACAAAUAGUGACAAAAUAAUUGAGUGUGCUAUUAUAAAAACGAAGAACAAAUGUCCGAAAGUUGGAAAUAUAAGUAGUAAGAGGUCACAUUUAAUUUAACAUUGAAAAUAACAAGAAAAAAAUCUCGUGAAAAUUUACCUACAGACACAGAUUACGAAACCCUUGUGAAAUGUUUUAAAUUUAUAAGUCAGAAAUACAUUCAACAAAAUAUACAGACAACGAGUAUAAGUAACGAUUUCUUAACUGGAUACUAAUCAUAAAUUGAUCUUGAAUCUUUCUGUAACGAGAAUGCUGAGGUCUGAACAUAAACAAUUAUUAAUCAAAUUUCGUAUCAAAUCGUGAUGUCAUCAAGGUAUUAUUUCGGCUUUUAAUUUCAAGCUAUCAUAUAAAUAGCGAAAAUAUUUGCAGUUUACCGUAAUAAUCCUCUCAACUAAAAGGAUAUAUUAAUUUUUCCAACUGCAUGCAUCGUAAAAUACAACCGUAAUAAUGGUUCCUACGAUUUAAUUUGCGAAGGCAAUUGGGUGAUAAAAUUUUAUACAUUACGCAUGUAGAAACUACGCGAUCCAGCCUCUGUAUUUUCGAAAUGUGACUGUGUCUAUAAUGUAAUGUGCGUAAUAAAUGCGAAAGUAAUCAAUC
Molecule: messenger RNA, 6634 nt
Organism: Diprion similis
Lineage: Eukaryota; Metazoa; Arthropoda; Insecta; Hymenoptera; Diprionidae
Exons: 13
Coding region: 137-5407 (1756 amino acids)
Biological process (GO): mRNA 3'-end processing; mitochondrial mRNA polyadenylation
Molecular function (GO): RNA binding; poly(A) RNA polymerase activity
Source: RefSeq, a predicted model, not a curated record